GGCCGCGGCGGCGACGCUGCGUCAUUCCGCGUCGCUCGCCCGACCGCUGCAGAUGUCGGACGUUUUACAAAAAUGACUGAACGAUUCGACGUCGAAAUGUUUAUCAGUGAAGUGAAGAAGUAUCCAGAAAUAUGGGACCUAAAUUGUGAAGACUAUAGGUUAAAGAAGCGGAAGGAUCGCGCGUGGGCCGAGGUGGCCAGGGUUUUUAUAGCCGACUUCGAUGAUAUGACUGCGACCGAGAAGAAUGAAAUUUACAGAAGUCUUUACGGAAAAUGGCGUAACCUCCGAGACUCCUUCGUGAGGCAUUUGCGGAAAGAUGGAGAUAGUAAAAAUAGCUACGUGUACGCAAACAACCUGGCAUUCCUCAAUGACCUAUACAAGCCUGGCAGCACUCAAUCCGACGAGGAACUCAUGAACUGCCCAGAGGACCAGAAACCCAAGCGGAAAAAGAUUAAGUACAACAAAUUCGAAGAUAUCUGGAAUCGCGACGAGAUAUCCCCCGUAGAAGACACGAAAAUAAAAGGCAAAGACAUUGAAUUCAUAGACACAUUCCCGACUGCGAACUGCAGUACCUCAUUCCAAAUGGAAGAUGAAGACAGAUCAUUCUUUGAUUCCCUAUUACCAGCUGUAAGAGAACUGACUAUAGACCAAAAGCUAGAAUUCCGAAGUGAAGUGAUUAGUGCAUUAAAAAAUAUUAGGUCAACCAACAAAUUCAAAUUGGACCCAGGGACCGGUGACUUCAGUGAAACAAUGUAGGUUAAUUUUAUUGUUGUUUUAUGCUAAUGUGAUCAAGUAAUAAAUUUUCGUUUCAUUAACA
Molecule: messenger RNA, 817 nt
Organism: Ostrinia nubilalis (European corn borer)
Lineage: Eukaryota; Metazoa; Arthropoda; Insecta; Lepidoptera; Crambidae
Exons: 2
Coding region: 73-756 (227 amino acids)
Molecular function (GO): DNA binding
Source: RefSeq, a predicted model, not a curated record